AUGACACAUGGGUACAUGUACUUCUGGUAUCAAGCAAUAGAAAGGAAUAACGGUAAAAUACUGCAGGUGAAAAAGAGGUUACUAGUCUCAGUCAACAAUCACGGCAUCUCUAUGACCGACGUCAAUGAGACAUGGAAAACGGAGGAUUCGGAUCUCAUGAAGUGGUUAGAGAACGAAUGUUUCCACUGGGAGACUCAGAAGAGAUGCCAAGCAUUCCUCAAUAUGUCGACUGGAGCGCGAACUUCACUCGUACGUGAAGAACGUCGCUGUUUCGCCUGCUUAAAUCACGCUCACCGAAUGGCCAAGUACAGCCAGAAGACAAGGUGCAGCAUAGAUGGCUGCUAUAGCUUCCACUCGAAUCUCCUGCACUUCUCGAGAAAUUCUAUGCGCAAUAACACGCCAAACCAGGACGAACCAUCAAGAAAGGAACUCUUAGCCAGUUUUCAAGGGAUGAAAAGAGCUUCCACCAUGGAUGCACACCAGUCAGAAGUGUCGCCAGACCACAAGAGGCAUAAGCUAGGUGAUGUCAACUCAAGGCCAUCAUAUCGGCACCAAAAUCAACGACCAGAGGAGCUAGGCCAUGGAAACCCGAAUCAAGCUCGAGAGUUACGGAGAAAAGGGCCGGAAACAGGCAGCAACUGGUCUUACUGCACCGAGAGCCUAGCUAAUCAACUACGAAUAACAGGGAAGUCUGUUUCAAUCUCCAUAGCCACGAUCCUGAAGGAGACGAAAAGCGUGAAGGCCAAAGAGAUUGAUCUGAAAGUGAAUAGCAUCGGAAUGAGAAGAAGUCGAUCCAUUAACAUUCCCAGAAUCCUCGUUAUUAAAGACCUGCCUUCUUCAUUGGAAGCAUCGGUUGCGGACAUCAGAGCUGUUGCCAAGUGGAGGCACCACCAAGGAACCACACUACUCCAUGCACCGGAAAGAGUGGAUCUCCUGAUAGGGUUAGAUGUACCACAAGCCCCUAACACCGUUAGAAAAAAGCCGCUGAGGCUAGAGACACGUUCAGAGAAACAGGUCCGGGCUUACAAGUACCCCUCAGCCUACUGCAAUGAAAACCCCAUUUCUGUUGAAGACAGAAGAGUCCUGGUGCUGCAGUCAACUUCAGUGGCGAGGGUGGACGGGCACUAUCAACUUCCCAUACCGUUCCGCCAUGAAGAACCGGUAAAACUGGCUGAGCAGCGGUUAGCGAGCUUGAAGAAACGUCUCCUGAAAGACCCAGACCUCCGUCAAAGAUAUCGAGAAGAGAUGCAAAACCUGAUCAACAAGGGACAUGCUGAGAGAGUCCCACACCAUGAGCUUACCAUUGUGCCGGGAAAAACCUGGUAUCUCCCACAUCACCCAGUAUUGAACCAAAAUAAGCCCGGGAAAUUGAGAAUAGUCUUUGACUGUGCAGCAAUGUAUGAGUCAGUGUCCCUGAACAGCCAAGUGAUGCAAGGGCCAGACCUCAACAACAAAUUGGUGGGAGUCCUGCUUAGGUUCCAUCAAGAAAGGGUGGCACUCAUGGCUGAUAUCAAGGCUAUGUUCCACCAGGUACGAGUACUGCCUGAGCAUCGAGACGCCCUGCGCUUCUUGUGGUGGACAGACGACCAACUAGCGGGAGACCCGGUCACUUACCGAAUAAAGGUAGUGGAGCCCAUCAUUAGCAUCACCAGGGAAGGCGGCGAUAGUCACUCACCAAUUGAGGCAGUUGAUGAAGAAAGGCGGGUUCAGACUUGCAAAAUGGAUAUGCAACCACAAAGGGGUCUUCAGAACAGUACCACAAACGGAAAGAGCCAUGGAAGUGAAAGAAGAAUCAUCGCUCCGAGCACCAUACGAGCCAAAAUCAUAUUCCAGGACGAGUGCAGGCGAGGCAUCGGGUGGGAUGAGCAAAUGACCGAACAUAACAGAGCCGCUUGGCAGCAGUGGCUAAAUGAUCUUCCCCACUUGUCUCAAGUACGUAUCCCUCGAUGUUACCACCCUGAAUGUGCAAAUCCAAUAACUACGGUACAACUGCACCACUUCUGCAACGCCUCCCAGCAAGCAUACGGGGCUGUAUACUACCUCAGGAUCACAAGUGGAGACAGAGCCCACUGUACCUCCUUUGUGUGUGGCAGAGCCAAGCUACCUUCUCUGAAACAGCAAACCAUACCUCGGCUCGAGCUAUGUGUGGCAGUGUUGGCGGCCAAAGCAGACAAACAACUGAGAGAAGAACUAGAGUUGCACAUCGACAGAUCAGUGUUCUGGACAGACAGCACGGUCACCCUUCAAUACAUACGAAACACUGAACGGCGCUUCCAUACCUUUGUGGCAAACCGAAUUGCAACGAUACAUGAGAAUUCCGAAACAGAACAAUGGCGACACGUAAGCUCCAACCAAAUCCCAGCUGAUGAUGCCAGCCGUGGCCUGCAUGGGGCAGAAUUGAACAAGGACUGCAGAUAG
Molecule: messenger RNA, 2418 nt
Organism: Homarus americanus (American lobster)
Lineage: Eukaryota; Metazoa; Arthropoda; Malacostraca; Decapoda; Nephropidae
Exons: 9
Coding region: 1-2418 (805 amino acids)
Source: RefSeq, a predicted model, not a curated record